AGUGAAGCAAGUCCCUCUACAUCAGGAGAACCUAAACAAAACCAGGAGAAUCACACAGCUAAGAGCUAUCAAUGCUGUUCAGUGUGUGGACAAGAAUGCAAAAAGUUAUCAAAACGGCAAAUACAUAUGAGGAUACACACACUCUGUGUGUGGAAAAUGUUGGCAAAGGUUAUCAGACCUUCACAAACACAUGAGAACACACACCGGUGACAAACCAUACUCCUGCUCUGUGUGUGGGAAGCAAUUCAGUGAGAGGGGAAACCUUAACAAACACCAGAAAAUACACACAGGAGAGAAAUCUUACCCCUGCCCUUACUGUGGGAAGAGGUUUGCUCACACAGGAGCCAUGAAGAUACACCUGCUGAAGCACACAGUACUCCUGAAACACAAGUGGAUGCACACAGAAGAGAAACCUCACUCUUGCUCUAUCUGUGGAAUGGCUUUCUCUACAUCGUGGAAUCUCACUAAACACCAGAAAAGACACACAGGAGAAAGGGGUCACGUCUGUGACGUCUGUGGGAAAGGGUUCUCUGAAUCCACACACCUGAGGGACCAUCAGAGGACGCACACUGGAGAGAAAUCUUACCAGUGCCCUGACUGUGGGAGGGGCUUCUCGCAAUCAGGAAGUCUGAGAAGACAUCAGCAGAUCCACUCUAGCGAAGCUGGCCAGGUCCCUGAUGCUAGCCUGGUCCCUGGUGACGGUGAUGCUCUUGAUCCACCGACUGACUGUACCUCCAACGACCAUGUGUCAACGUUACCUGAGCACCCCCGAGGGCCUCCGUCAGAUACCUGGGAUUAGUGAUGCCUUAGAGGAACUGCAGGUAAAAGAAGAAGAAGUUGGUGGUGGUCUGAUCAAUUCUGAUGGAGAAGAAGUUGGGUUGGAUCCUACUCAUCAUGGAGAGAAUAACCAGGAAGAGAGUCCCUCUACAUCAGGAGAACCUGAACAACACCAGGAGAGUCACACAGCUAAGAGCUCUCACUGCUGUUCAGUGUGUGGAAGAGAUUGCCAAAAGCUUUCAUCACUGGAAAGACACAUGAGAACUCACACAGGAGAUAAGCCGUACAGUUGUUCUGUGUGUGGGAAGCAGUUCCGUGAAAAAAUACAUCUUCGAAACCACCAGAAAGUGCACACUGGAGAGAAACCUUAUGCCUGCCCCGACUGUGACAAGAGCUUUGCUUUCACUUCAGCCUUGAAAAGACACCAUAAAUUACACACAGGAGAGAAAAUCCACUCCUGCUAUGUGUGGGGGAAGAGUUUUACUCAAUCAUCCACCUUGAAGGAUCACUUCAGGACGCAUUCAGGAGAUAAACCCUGUUCUGUCUGCGGCAAGUGUUUUAGUUAUCCAAGACCCUUUCAGCUCCAAUGCCUGGCACACACAGGAGAGAGACCUUACAGUUGCGCUGAAUGUGGCCAGAGGUACAUACGUCCUCAAAACCUCCGUAGACAUCAGAAGACUCAUGCUGAUAGAGCACCUGUUGAGUUUGAGGACCUCAGUCAAAUAGCUGAGAUGAACGCUACAAUCGAAGGAAUGAAAGAGGAAGAAAAUGAUGAAGACGAGGAGGAUAUUGGUGGUCUGAUGAAUGCUGAAGGAGAAGAAGCUGGAUUGGAUCCUCAUCAUGGAGAGAAUCCAUAUCAGAGUUCUGACCAAGAGGAGAGUCCCUUUACAUCAGGAGAACCUGCACAUCACCAGGAGAAUCAAACAGUUAAGAGCUCUCACUGCUGUUCAGUGUGCCGAAGAGAUUGCCUAAAGUUAUAAAAACUGCUAAUACAUAUGAGAAUACACACAGGAGAAAAGCUUUACCCUUGCUCUGUGUGUGGAAAGCAGUUCCGUGAAAAAAGACAUCUUCAAGACCACCAGAAAGUGCACACUGGAGAGAAACCUUACGUCUGCUCCAAAUGUGACAAGAGGUUUGGUUUCGCCUCAAUAUUGAGAAGGCACCAGUGGUUACACACAGAAGAGAAACCUUACUCCUGCUCUGUGUGUGGGAAGGGUUUCAGCCGUCCAGAUCAGUUAAAGGACCACUCUCUGCAACAUGCAAGGACACCCCACUACUGUUCAGUGUGUGGGAAAAGCUUUGCCUUGUCUAAACAACUGCUGAGACAUGAGAAGACUCACACAGGAAAGAGACCUUAUAGUUGCUCUGUGUGUGGGAAGAGUUUCAGCGAGAAGGCGUAUCUAUCUCCAGUGCACACUGGAGAGAAACGACACCCUUGCCCUGACACACACACACACACACACACACACACACACACACACACACACACACAUGAAAACACUUGUGGGUCAAAGACUAGAUAAGAAAAGAUAAAUAUGUAUAAAUAUAAUAUUAAAUCACUCAACUCUUACCCUUCUUUUGACCCCAAAAUAUUUGUGUUGCAAACUAUUAAAUUAAGAGAGUUAUUGAGCCCUAAAGUGUCAAAAUGUCCUUCAGUGUAACUGGGUUAGAAAUCUAAUGACAAAAGUGUUUUUAAAAUGUAGAAAUUCAUCCUAAAAAUAUAAAUGAACACCCAUGGCAUAAUUGUGUUAGUGUUUGCAACGAUAUAUUAAAUAAUGGGCACAUACUGGAUCUAAAAAAAUAUUUAAAAACUUGAAUAACUUUUGUCCGGACUUUGGCGCUUCAUCAAUGUCAUUCAGUAUAACAAAGGUAAAAAGCCAUUUUAAAGCAUAUCACAUGAUCAUGUGACCGUGUGUGACAUCACAAAGAAGACCUAUUGAAGACCCUCUAUCAACGUGAUGAGGUGAGUAAAUCUCUCUGAAAUAUUUGAUGAGUUCACCUUUUCAUCCUCUAGUAACCUUUGUAACAAAAACACAUGUCCCUUCAGUACAACACAGAAAACAUACUUUUAAUGUUAUUAUUUUAUAAAAAUCUAUAUUAAAUAUGAAAAGGUAGGAUAAUCUUUAUAGGUCAAGGUCAUUACUUUAUAUAGGUGGCCAAGGGAACUGCCUGUUAAAUGUGUUUAUGUAUGAAAUUCGUCCUUCGGUAUCACGCUUUUGUCCUUCAGCACAACAAAAGUUUCAUGUUAUACCAUGUCACCCGUUAUGCUGAAGGACAGUAGCUUUGUUAUCCCAUGUUUUCACUAGUUUACAACAUUUAAUCAUGCAAUUCAUAUUUACUUGUUGUAUGAAUACUGAAUAUUAUCAUUUUAAACUAUUUUAUGGCAUUGUAAGGGAUAGGGUGGAUGGUUUAUGGAUCCCACCUUCUGUUAGGGUCUGGCCACAUCACCUCAUCCACAUCACAAGCAAUGUCAUCCCUGGCUAGGCAACGGGGAAAAUAAUCUCCUUGCCGUAUCCAACCCUGGACUGACCCCACCUCAGUGUCUCCGCAUGCCUCUUCCGUUGCUUGCAGAAGAGGCAGGCGGGCAUGUGGUUGGCGGUCAUACACUUUCCAACGCCAAGCUGAAAAUAAUUCCUCAAUCGGAUUGAGAAAUGGGGAGUAAGGGGGCAAAUAUACAACUGUGAAGUUAUUGUGGUUGGUGAACCAGUCCCUGACCAGAGCAGCCCGGUGGAAACUAACAUUAUCCACGAUGACCACAAACCUGGGCUGCUCUGGUCCGUCCUGUACAUAUUAUCCCAGAUGACCACAAACCCGGGCUGCUCUGGUCCGUCCUGUACAGCUGCAUUAUGUAGUGCUUCCAGAAAUAUGAUCAUGUGUUGCAGUAUUGUAGGGAACCAGGGUGCCAUGGUGAUGGGUGGCAUGGUGAUGGGUGGCAUGGUGAUGGAGAACUCCUUGCAGACUAAUGGCUGCACACAAGGUGAUAUUUCCCCCGCGUUGCUGUUAGGGUUCGUUCCUUUCGUCCUUGUCAGUCAUUGGUUCAUUGGUGAAAUUAGCAUUAUGACAAUGUCUUUAAUUAAAUCAUUCAACAACCGUUAUUAAUGCAAUUGCAGACAGAAGUUGACAAUCAGGAACGUAGCACGCAUGUUUCCGAGUAAGUUCUGCACUAUAGGUCCACGUUGCUUUUAUCAUGCUCGUAGUCAACCCCCUGUGAUGUCACUGCAUACGUCAUUACCUUCUACUCCUCAUACCAAGCCCAUGCAUACACAGCUAUACUAACUUGCAAGAGAGAUACAAUAGUUCCAGUGUUUUCUAAGGCCUCGGCAGUAAAUGUCCACUCCCCCAAGUUGAUUUAUUGUGGAAUGUCUGACUAGUCUCUUAUCUCCUACACUCCCCUGCAGAGCUCCUUCUUCACAGUCACACAUUUCUCAGAGGAGCCUCUUUAUAAUGAGGCAGAGAGAGAGAAUUAGAAAACAACUGUGGAACAAUAUUAAAACCUCAUAAUGUAUAUAUAUUGUUAAUCUGUAGUCUAGGACCCUAUAGAUGUAAGGAGGGGUCUUAUAACUAUUAAUAUAACAUAAGCAUAAUCAAUUAUUCUAAUACAUCAAACAUUUGUACAGUCCAUAUCAUGACCCCUAGGUGAACCCGACACUGCCCAGGGACAUUCACAACGGCUCUUUGUCCUAUAACAUUUCGGCCCGAUGCCUGGUUUUAGCUAGAUUGAAUCCAGCUUCAUCAAUGAAAAUGAACUCAUGAGGCUGUGCAGCUGCAUCGAAGUCCAGGACUCUCUGCCCAGCCUCCCUCAUCGUCAGGCCAUGAUUUAUGACAUGGUCCACCAAAGUGGCCCAAAUGUCGUCGGAAAUAUGUCUCCGUCUAUUGCCUGGUCCCCUUCUUUGUUCUUGUCCUUGUCCUCCUCCUACUCCUCUCUCUCUUCCUCUUCCUCUCGCUCUCACUGCCUCCAUGUUUGCAAAGUUCUCACAACAGAGGUGAUCUUACCUGAGGUCUAUUUGUAGUGCUAAUGCUCAGACUAAUUGGUGUUCAAUUACCGUAUAAGGGUCAAAGACGUAUAAGGUUUUAUAAGUAGCAAAAAAUUAUAUUAGUUAUAUUCAAGAAUAAAGCCAAUAAUACAUUUUUAUUGUGAUUCAUAUGAAUGUACCCUAGUAAAAUGUCAUUCAGUAUUCAGUUUUUCAGUUUUUAUUUUAUGCCCAUUUUUAAUAAUCACAAGGUUAUCUAUCCAUUCUUAGACUGGCAGAAAUAUAACUACCCAGAAAAAAUAACAUUAUUUUAUUUUGAAUACCACUUAUUUGACGUGUCAUGGGUACAACUCAAAAUUUGUUGAAGGUUUUUUACAAAAACUUCCUGCGUUACACUGGGGAAAAAAAUCCAGAAAUCUACAAAAAUAUCUUUCACUUCAUCUUUUGAGACUUGUUUUUGUCUUCUCUGAGUCAACAAAACAAAGUUAUUGUAUCGUAAUAUAAAAUACUGGUGUUAUACUGUAUGACAAUAUGUUGUUACCCUGAAUGACACUGGCACAUAAUAGGAUUCUCAUCCAUUAAAUGUUAUCAGUAGUCUAUUAAUAGUAGGCUAUACAAUGAUAACACUUCAUCAAGGUUUAAAAGUUAAAUCAACUCCCUCUCGCCUUUCUCUCAAACAUGUUUUGUUACUAUUUCAUUGCUAAUGUUAAUAAUAAUCCCUUUACUAUAAUUUGAGCCUGCGGCAACACUUUACGUUGCAUUAAGGUGCAUUAUUACAUGAUUUAUUACAUGAUAGUUAAUGUUGUAAUUAUGCAUUGUUACACUGUAACUGGUACAUUUCUAUUCAAUGCAGGAACACAAAUUAAAUUUCAAGAUACCUAAACAAAAUUGCUACAUAAAAUGCCCAUCAAACUACUUCAAUUCAAACUUGUACAGUCUCGACUUUUCAUAAAAUGCCCCAAAUAUGAAGCAGCUGUUAACUAAUAUAAUUCGUAAUCCAUUUUUAAUCCAUCAUUGUGUGUGUAAUAUUAUAUUAACUAAUAUAAUCCAUCAGUUAUACCUUAACUUAAAUAAAACACUGACUACAGUGUAAUAGUGCAACUUAAUGUUAAGUGUUUCCACUCAGCUUUAUAUCCUAUUAUAUCCUGUUCUGUUGCUGACAGUAGCAUGAAACCAUGAAAACAAUACCUUGCUUUUCUUCUGGCUCGUCUUUCCUCCCCUCUAGCAACUGGAUCUGCGUUAAUCUCUUGUCUGUGCCAUGCAGCCCUCUCCUCAUUAGACAACGGCAUCUACAGUAUGAAGAUAAUGUGCCUUGAAAAUACCUUACAAUAUUUAUUUAUUUUUACCAUUGCACUGUAAUUUUACUGUAAUUAUUUUACAGUAACAUAUUGUAUUGAUUGCUGUACUGUAAUUCUAAUUUUCUUUUGUGUUUUUUUGUUGUUGUAAAAACCUGCAAUGGCAAAAAAAUCAGCUGUAUAUAUUUUUUU
Messenger RNA from Salvelinus namaycush (lake trout), 6235 nucleotides. RefSeq names its product zinc finger protein 771-like. The transcript has 3 exons. The record is from RefSeq and is a predicted model, not a curated record. NCBI's taxonomy places the organism in Eukaryota, Metazoa, Chordata, Actinopteri, Salmoniformes, Salmonidae. Gene Ontology annotation, cellular component: nucleus. Bases 678 to 1757 code for a protein of 359 amino acids.